Molecule: messenger RNA, 1079 nt
Organism: Talaromyces proteolyticus
Lineage: Eukaryota; Fungi; Ascomycota; Eurotiomycetes; Eurotiales; Trichocomaceae
Product: ankyrin repeat-containing domain protein
Exons: 1
Coding region: 66-1007 (313 amino acids)
Cellular component (GO): cytoplasm; nucleus
Source: RefSeq, a predicted model, not a curated record
GAAAUGCCCUUGGUGCUGAUGCUCUUCUUGAUAGAACUCAUGCUGAUCUGGCAUGGGACUUCACUAUGUUGCGUUUCUAUAACAAUCCAUUUCCAGAUCCCUCCGAUUACCCAACUGCAAGUACACUACCCCCUACAGCAAUUAAGGCGCUACUAGAUUUAGGCGCAGAUCCUUUAGCCACUGAUAAUAAAGGGAAACAUGUACUCCAUCAUCUACUAGAAGCUGAGGAUAGAGAUCGGACACCUAUAAUACGGCAAUCCCUCCGUUAUUUAGCCUCUCACUUUCCAACUCUAGUCAAUCAACCCGAUUCCAAUGGAAUGUAUCCUCUGCAUACAGCGAUGCAACGUGUACGAAGACUCCGUGAUGGCGGACGCAUUGAAAUAACUGAUCCAGAGUUCUCGGUCGCCGAUCUCAUUGCCGCAGGUGCCAACCCUCACGUUCGUGACGCACAUGGCAACAACGUACUGCACUAUAUUGCUGAUUUGGGUGAUAUGUUGACAAAUAGUGGUUUGACCGAAAUUGAUAUGACCUUUUCUGGCGAAUGGAGCGCUACAAUAGGGUGUCCAGCAGCAGCCCGGCGUCUAUUCGAUAUACUGCUUGACCAAGGCGUGGAUGUAAAGGCUCGCAAUGAUGCCGGGCAGACGCCCAUGCGCAUAUUGCUUGAUAGCGGUGGUGCGUGGAUGGCGAAACGGGGGAGGUGGAGGGGAGCAAGUUCUAUUUACUCCAGCAUGGAAAUCGAGAAGCUUGCAGAUGAGACAGAGGCCAAGGUAUUUGAUAAGUUUGGGGUGGCAGGAGUUGACUGGAAUGAACGUGACGAGCAGGGCAGAACUUUGUUGCAUGCCGUUGCCGCACAUGAUAAUAGGAGAACUGUAUGGAGGUGCAAGUAUCUUCGAGACAGAGGAGUAGACCCGUUGAUCCGUGACAUGUAUGGGAAAACCGCUGUGGAUUUAGCAUGGGGGGUGGACCGGGUUGUUGAGGCGUUGCAGGAUAACGACGCUAAGGACUGAAGGAAUAGCAAUGGCCUUGAUAGCUAUGUGUUACUACAACCUAUUUGGCUUUUUCUAGUCUUUUAUAUAAUA